Messenger RNA from Mytilus californianus (California mussel), 1189 nucleotides. Its product is annotated as ryncolin-4-like. Lineage: Eukaryota; Metazoa; Mollusca; Bivalvia; Mytilida; Mytilidae. The coding region runs from base 175 to 984 and encodes 269 amino acids. The transcript is spliced from 6 exons. The record is from RefSeq and is a predicted model, not a curated record.
UGAUUUUUUACUUGGAAAUUAUAUCAGCCAUUUUUUCUGUAUUGAAAACUAGUGUAUUUAAAUGAAUAUGUAUGUAAAUGCAGGAAGAUGACUGAUUGUGUUUUAUAUAGAUUGCAAUUUUCUUAAGUUGAUAAAUGACAGUGACCUAAGUCUAAUACAUGGAAUUGCUCCACUAUGAACCAAUGCUGUGUAGCCAGUUACGAAGAUGAUACACAGAAAUGCAUAAUGAAUUCACAAUGUUAUCCUUCAACAGAGCGAUCUAAAGGAAUGUCUGUUAUUCAAAGGCUUGAAUUACCAAAAUGCCCUUUACUAGAAAGCAACACACUUCAACUAUUGGAUUGCAAUGAUCUUCCUGAAAUUGCAUUAAGUGGUGUGUACACAGUUUACCCCGACAACUCAGCUUCAAUGAAAGUGUACUGUGACAAGACUAAUGACUCUGUUGGUUGGACGGUUGUACAAAGAAGAUUUGACGGAAGUGUGUAUUUUUACAGAGACUGGGAAAGUUAUAAAAAUGGUUUUGGUGACAUAGGCGGAGAAUUCUGGCUAGGUAAUGAAAAACUUCAUAUACUUACAUCUAGAAGGCCCUAUAUGGUACGAUUCGACUUUGUGGAUCUGUCAAACGAGAAAGCGUAUGCCACGUACUCUGAAUUUAGUGUUCAGAAUGAAAGCUCUAAUUAUAGACUCCACAUAUCUGGUUAUGAAGGAACUGCAGGCGACUCAAUGACGGAUUACAGAUGGAACAGUCUUAAUGGAAGGAUGUUUACUACUAAAGACCGAGAUAAUGAUAUUAGAGAAGGGGACAAUAGUGCAACAAAGUUUACCAGAGGUGGCUUUUGGCAUGGGAAUGGUUUGAAUGGGAAUAUCAAUGGCUUGUACCAGCGUUAUGGAAAUAGGAAUCAUAGAAUGACAUGGAGAACAUGGAGAUGGACAACAUUAAUAAGGAGUACUCGAAUGAUGAUUAAGCCUACCUGUUCUUCUAACUGAAUCAACAUUUUAAAUAGGACUUAUUUAGACAUAAAAGAUGCGUGUGGUUUUUUUUUCUAUAGAAGUUUAAAUUGUUAUUGACUUAUUUGUUGUUAUUGUUAUCAUAGUUGUGAAAACCAAAAGUGUAUUUUAAAGAUUGCAACAUUUCAUAUUGGUUAUAAGGAAAAUUAUGAUGAAUUUCUUAAUGUGAUUAAAUUGUAUCCUA